Messenger RNA from Dracunculus medinensis (Guinea worm), 1464 nucleotides. The record is from the annotation of a GenBank genome assembly. Lineage: Eukaryota; Metazoa; Nematoda; Chromadorea; Rhabditida; Dracunculidae.
AUGGCUCUUGAGGUUCUUCACAAAAUCGUGGUCCAACCCGAUUUACUUGCAUCAUUUUGUAAAAAUUAUGAUGAGCGCCCAAACUCUAACAAAAUAAUUCAAACCAUUGGUUACAAACUGUCAGCAUGUAUGCAGCUAUGUUUGUUAUAUCCUGAUGUUAAUGAUGCAAAAAAAGAUGAUGGGCAAUUUGAAUCGAAUUGCCAAGCUGCUGAAUCUUCUGGCUUCGUUUGCAAGGGUUUUUGGAUUCCUCUUUAUCAAAAUAUUUCUCGCAAAAAACUGGAUUCACUGGAGAAACAUGAAGCUAUGAAUUUGCCAGAAGGCUAUACAUUGUCGUUAGCAUAUGCUUGCAUUACCGAUUUCUGCCAAAGUAUCUAUCAGAUAGAUGAAUCUAUGGAUGUUUGUAAAAGUAUUUUCGAAUUGUCCUAUUCAAGUUUAUUGGCUGCUUUAUCCAUAUUACUUGAUGCAAGCAUAGACGAAUCGGUAACAGAUCAUAUUCUGCAUUCUUUCUCGAUCAUUGUUUCAUUAGCAUGUCGUCUAGGCCAUGUAGUUGGUCGUGAUGCUGCAAUAUUUGUCUUGUGUAAAGCAGGUCUGCCAUAUAAUUAUUUUAUUCGAGUUUUUGGAAAUACUGGUGGUUUAAAUUCGUUAUCUGGAUUGGUUGAUACAAUUUGUACAGUCGAUGCUUCAUCUUUAAAAAAUGUUGGUGACAAUGAAGGUGAUUCGUCAGUUGGACCGUUGAAUCAUAUUGUCGCUGUUGGAACGCCAUGUCCUACCCCUUUUCUUCCAGGAAACUUCUUUGGACAAUCUGUUGUGGUAACAGCAAAAAAUAUCCAAGUAUUUCGAGUCUUAAUUAACUGUUUACAAGAAAAUGGGUUGUAUAUGGGCGAUUGUUGGCAUCUGACGCUGGCUUCGUUGCAACAUUUGAUUUGGAUUCUUGGAAUGAAACCGUGUUUACUAGAAGGAUUUCGCACCGAUGGCGAUGGCAUUGAUUCAUCUUCUUUAAUAUCAGGGCAACAUAAUUCGAAUAUGUUAACGACUACCGUUAUGACGGAAGUCCCAAUUAUGACUGCGAUGCUGAAUAAAUUGUUUGAUUCAACAGUAUUGCUCGAUGAUGUCGCUUUGCACCAUGUAAUUGCUGCUCUUUGUAAAUUAUCAAACGAAGCGAUGCAGGUAUUAGUCUCUCAGAGCGGUUCAAGAGAACCUUCAUUUUUUCCUAUCGCAAAACUGAGACAAACUGCCUUAGUCAACCUUUCACGGAUCGAAAUAUUUUGGAAGCCAGUUACUGCACAUCUCAUUGAGAUUUCUGGUCAUCCUUAUUCAAAACUUCGUGAAUGGGGUGCCGAAGCACUAAUGACUUUAAUUCGAAGUGCAAUGAAAGCAAAUAUAAAUGGUGAUGAUGUGGUGAGUUUCUUUAAUUUUAUUUUAUUUAUAUUAUAUAAAUAUAAUUAUUUAUUUGACUUUAUUUAA